Molecule: messenger RNA, 1329 nt
Organism: Echinostoma caproni
Lineage: Eukaryota; Metazoa; Platyhelminthes; Trematoda; Plagiorchiida; Echinostomatidae
Source: the annotation of a GenBank genome assembly
AUGACUUUUCUCCCACAUAUCCAUUUAAUCUUACUGAUUGCUGGAUUUUUAAUAGUACAGGAUUAUGGAAUAUCAAUUGUUCUUGGCCAAAUCUCCGGCCAAGAUGUUCAUGGAGUUGGGGUCCCUCCCGUCCAUAAUCCCGCACCCGCUGGUAAUCCUCCGGGACAACCCAGCAUGGUUGUACAUGAUCCAAGAGUAGCCGAAGGUACUAAAAUUAACCAGGAAAAUCAAAAUAUCCCCAACCAACCUCAUGUUUUGCAUGCUGCAGCAUCUAAUGUACCCAACGCACCACCUAGUCAACAGAUUCACCAACAGGCGGUUCCAGGAGUCGGCAUUAACAAUCCGGAUCCAAGUAUGUAUAUACAGACAGGUGGAGCACCAGUUCAGGUACCGAUGGGACAUGGGUCUAACCCACAAGUUGUUAACCAAGCGAAUCCUUCCCCCAUCCAAACGAAUUUUGCCAAUCAACCCCCACCGCCGGUUAUGCAAGCUCAAAACUUUGCUGCCGACCAUCCGCAGGGAGUUCCUCCAUCCUCACAGCAAGGUAGUGUGCCUCAGUUCCAGGGAAAUUUUCAAGGUCAGCCAAAUCAAAUGCAACCCGGUCAAAUAAUAGAUGAUCAGCAAAAUCAAAUACCUCCUGGCCAUCACAACCAGAUACCUUCCCACCCUAAUCAAGUGCCGCCUGGCCACCCAAAUCAAAUACCGCCUGGCCACCCCAAUCAGAUCCCACCUGGCCAUUCCAAUCAAAUCCCACCUGGGCAUCCCAAUCAAAUACCGCCUGGUCAUCUCAAUCAGAUACCACCCGGCCAUCCCAAUCAGAUACCGCCUGGACAUCCCAGUCAUGUACCACCUGGCCAUCCUAGUCAAGUACCACACGGACAACCACAACCACCGCUGUCGCACAUACCGCAGGGACAACCACCGAUCCCCCCACUAGAUGGAAAUAUACCAAUGCAUGGCAACGUACCACCACCGCAGAUGUCUGAUCAAUUUUUUCAACAUCCUCCUGUGCAAUCCGUGCAUCAGCCUCCGCCGAACGCCGCUGGUGUUCGUUUUGAGGGGGAUCAAGUGGCUGCUGUCCGACAUCAUCCUGAUUCCAACCUUAAUCAGUUUCACGGUGGACUUCAUGAUCAGGCUCCUGAUGUAUACAAUCAGUUUCGUCACAAUCAUGAAUCUGUUGAUCCUUCUCGAACACCCCGUUCCCAGGAUGAAAAUCAGCCAGACGAGUACGCUUCACUGACAAUAAUAAUUCCACCCGGUUCCAAAAAUUGCUACUUCUAUACUCCUUUGAUGGACUUUGUUGUUUAUUACCAGGUAUUCUUCUAUUAA